Molecule: messenger RNA, 2103 nt
Organism: Talpa occidentalis (Iberian mole)
Lineage: Eukaryota; Metazoa; Chordata; Mammalia; Eulipotyphla; Talpidae
Product: keratin, type II cuticular Hb1
Exons: 10
Coding region: 1-1662 (553 amino acids)
Biological process (GO): keratinization; intermediate filament organization
Cellular component (GO): keratin filament
Molecular function (GO): structural constituent of skin epidermis
Source: RefSeq, a predicted model, not a curated record
AUGACCAAGCAUUGCGCGGGCAGGAGGCGAACGCCGUUUUAUGGGGGCGACCCGGCCCGCUUUGAUUCCCCGCCCGACCAGGCGCGAGCCCGACCCCAAGCUCGUAAAUGCCUUGACCGCGCGCUCCCUCCCCGGGCCAUUGGCCGCGAUAUAAGGCGCAGCGCCGGCUUCGGGGUCCAGUCCAGACUUCGCCGCCGCCUCGCCAUGCCCUGCCUCUCGUCUCGCCCCGGAGCCUUCAGCUGCGCCUCGGCCUGCGGGCCCCGGCCCGGCCGCUGCUGCAUCACCGCCGCCCCCUACCGCGGCGUCUCCUGCUACCGCGGCCUCGCCGGGGGCUUCGGCAGCCGCAGCGUCUGCGGGGGCUUCCGGGCCGGCUCCUGCGGCAGCAGCUUCGGGUACCGCUCCGGGGGCGUGUGCGGACCCAGCCCACCCUGCAUCACCACCGUGUCUGUCAACGAGAGCCUGCUCACCCCCCUCAACCUGGAGAUCGACCCCAACGCGCAGGGUGUGAAGCAUGAGGAGAAGGAGCAGAUCAAGUGCCUCAACAGCAGGUUUGCUGCCUUCAUCGACAAGGUGCGCUUCCUGGAGCAGCAGAACAAGCUGCUGGAGACCAAGUGGCAGUUCUACCAGAACCGCCAGUGCUGCGAGAGCAACCUGGAGCCCCUGUUCAACGGCUACAUCGAGACCCUGAGGCGGGAGGCCGAGUGCGUGGAGGCCGACAGCGGGCGCCUGGCCGCCGAGCUCAACCACGUGCAGGAGGUGCUGGAGGGCUACCGGAAGAAGUAUGAAGAGGAGGUGGCACUCAGGGCCACAGCUGAGAAUGAAUUUGUGACCCUGAAAAAGGAUGUGGACUGCGCCUACCUGCGCAAAUCAGACCUGGAGGCCAAUGCGGAGGCCCUGACCCAGGAGAUCGACUUCCUGCGGCGACUGUAUGAGGAGGAGAUCCGCGUUCUCCACGCCCACAUCUCAGACACCUCGGUGGUCGUCAAGAUGGACAACAGCCGGGACCUGAACAUGGACUGCGUCAUCGCCGAGAUCAAGGCUCAGUACGACGACAUCGCCAGCCGCAGCCGGGCCGAGGCCGAGAGCUGGUACCGCACCAAGUGCGAGGAGAUGAAGGCCACGGUGAUCCGCCACGGCGAGACCCUGCGCCGCACCAAGGAGGAGAUCAACGAGCUGAACCGCAUGAUCCAGAGGCUGACGGCCGAGGUGGAGAACGCCAAGUGCCAGAACUCCAAGCUGGAGGCCGCCGUGAGCCAGUCUGAGCAGCAGGGCGAGGCCGCCCUCGCUGACGCCCGCUCCAAGCUGGCAGGCCUAGAGGAAGCCCUGCAGAAGGCCAAGCAGGACAUGGCCUGCCUGCUCAAGGAGUACCAGGAGGUGAUGAACUCCAAGCUGGGCCUGGACAUCGAGAUCGCCACCUACAGGCGCCUGCUGGAGGGCGAGGAGCAGAGGCUGUGUGAGGGCGUUGCUGCUGUAAAUGUCUGUGUCAGCAGCUCCCGAGGCGGGGUCGUCUGCGGGGACCUCUCUGUGUGCGGCUCCCGGCCGGUGACCGGCAGCGUCUGCAGCGCGCCCUGCAGCGGGAACCUGGCAGUGAGCACUGGCAUGUGCGCCCCCUGCGCGCCCGUCCAGAGCUGUGGCAGCGUCCGCUCCGUGCGAUUUGCGUAGUGCCUCCUGCUUUGCAAACACGCCCUUCAGCCAGCCAACCUCCCUGCAGAUGGAGGCAGGUCCCCAGCUCAGAAAACUCCUGAACUUGAUACGGAGGGGCUUCACCGGCCCACACUGCGGCCUUCUCUCUUGCAUUCAGCUCCUCGCUCGGCACUUCAUUUCUUGCAGUGAGGACCAGGCUGCUGGCCCACACGCCUGGUACCUCUGCCCCAUCCCCAAGUGUCUCAAUGGUUUCUUUACAGCCCUUGGCAAAGAUUCCAUCCUGACUCUGGGGACUCAGGCUGCCAAGGGACGGGUUGGCCCCGGGGGGCCUCUCCUGCCUUCUAAGCCCAUGACUCCUGGUGACCACGGCUUCCCCUCCCAGGGGCCAACUCUUGCUCAGCUGCCCAGCUACCUCUGUCUCUUCUCAUGCUUGGUCUUCAUGUUGCCAAUAAAGCUCAC